AUGGCAUCAACAUCAGCAAAGAAGAUCAAUCUCAAGAGUCGUGAUGGUGAUAUAUUUGAAGUCGACGAAGCAGUGGCGUUGGAAUCACAAACUUUAAGGCAUUUGAUUGAAGAUAAUUGCGCUGAUGGCGAGGGAAUCCCUAUUCCAAAUGUAACCAGCCAGAUUUUGGCAAAGGUCAUUGAGUACUGCAAGAAGCACGUCGAGGCUGCGAAUUCUGAAGAAAAACCUGCUGCCAAUGAUGAUCUCAAGACAUGGGAUGCUGAAUUCGUCAAGGUUGAUCAACAAACACUCUUUGAUCUCAUAUUGGCUGCAAACUAUUUGGACAUCAAGAGUCUGUUAGAUCUUAUAAGCCAGGCUAUUGCACAGAUCGUGGCUAGUAAGACUGUUGAGGAGACUCGCAAAAUGUUCAAUAUUGUGAAUGACUUCACAAAAGAGGAAGAGGAAGAACUUCGCCGCGAAAAUAAAUGGGCUUUUGAAUGA
Molecule: messenger RNA, 480 nt
Organism: Vicia faba (fava bean)
Lineage: Eukaryota; Viridiplantae; Streptophyta; Magnoliopsida; Fabales; Fabaceae
Source: the annotation of a GenBank genome assembly